AUGUACUUCUACACACCAGUCUUGGUGCCUGUGAAGGAGAAGAGGUACAAGAAGAAGGUGGUCUACCUUGAACCACCCACCCCCGGCAGCGUCACACUUCGUAGGAAGAUCACAACAGUCGUACCCGCACCUGCCCCACCAACUCCGCCUCCAGUCAUCGUCGAGCCGCCGCCGCCACCACCUGUGCUCGCUCUCCCCCCGCCUCCGCCUCCGCCGCCACCAGUUUUUGAGCGGCCGCCGCCGCCAGUCUUCCUGCCGCCCCCGCCGGCUCCCCCAUCCCGGGACGAGAUAGACGUGAUCGCCGUGGACGUCGAGCCCUCCGAGAAGUCCAAGUCAUCCAGGAGGUCCUCGUCCUCGUCCUCCAGCUCGUCCUCCAAGUCGUCCAAGAAGACGAGCCGGAGCCAGAGCCGCAGCCGCUAUGACGAGCGGGAGAGGGAGCUGAUCAUCGAGAGGGACAGGUUCGUGCCCGUCCCCAGGAGGCGGGAUUACGAGACGUACCGAUACGUUGAGGGCCCGCCGCAGAGGAGGUACCUCCCUGCGCCUCCCUCGCCGCCAAAGAGGCUCGAGGAGGAUAGGGAGAGGAUCACUAUCAACAUCGAGGACCGGAGGAGGGCUAGAGAGUACCAUUACCGUUGA
Diaporthe citri is the source of this 636-nucleotide messenger RNA. RefSeq lists its product as uncharacterized. NCBI's taxonomy places the organism in Eukaryota, Fungi, Ascomycota, Sordariomycetes, Diaporthales, Diaporthaceae. The transcript has 2 exons. Bases 1 to 636 code for a protein of 211 amino acids. The record is from RefSeq and is a predicted model, not a curated record.